GAGGGGGCCAGCUGGGCACUGAGGAGAUGGGUCCAGGCUGGACAGGCUGUUAGGGGAAGGGUGGAAGGCUGGGCACUGGGGAGAGGGGGCCAGUGCAGGGCUCUUGCAGAACAGCAUAGAAAGUGGAGGUGGUAGGGGGCAUUCAGGACAUUGGCACUGUUCCUGCCUGUUGAAACCAAGUUUCUCGUGUCUUUGAAGCAUCCAUGGUGGUUUUGCUGAUGUGAGAUGUGCUGAUAUGCUUUUGGGAAUGGGUUGGGAAGACCACCCUGCAGUAGUGGAUAAAGGAGGAGGUAGCAUUUUGGGGAGCAAGCUAGACUCCAGGAGUUCUGAGUAUAGCAGCUGUAUUCUUGCCCAUCACAGCUGUUUGGUGGCUGAGAUAGCACUACUACAUCCCUGUGCUACAGGACCCCAGCCACCCGAUUUUACAGAAGUGGAUGUCUUAGCAUCCUUGGGCCAUGGCUCACCUGAGGGAUUUUGCUAACCAGCACUCCAGGGUGGACCCAGAAGAGCUGUUCACCAAGCUGGAGAGGAUUGGUAAAGGCUCGUUUGGCGAGGUGUACAAAGGAAUCGACAACCGCACCAAGGAAGUGGUUGCCAUCAAGAUAAUUGACCUGGAGGAGGCGGAGGAUGAAAUUGAGGACAUCCAACAGGAGAUCACUGUGCUCAGUCAGUGUGACAGCCCCUACAUAACCCGCUACUAUGGGUCCUACCUGAAGAGUACCAAGCUGUGGAUAAUCAUGGAGUACUUGGGUGGAGGCUCAGCACUGGAUUUGUUAAAACCAGGACCCUUGGAAGAGACCUACAUUGCCACUAUCCUGCGGGAAAUCCUCAAGGGCUUAGAUUACCUGCACUCUGAGAGGAAGAUCCACAGGGACAUCAAAGCUGCCAACGUGCUGCUAUCGGAACAAGGGGAUGUGAAACUGGCUGACUUUGGUGUGGCUGGACAGCUGACGGACACCCAGAUCAAGAGAAAUACGUUUGUUGGGACUCCCUUCUGGAUGGCACCAGAGGUCAUCAAACAGUCUGCCUAUGACUUUAAGGCAGAUAUCUGGUCCCUUGGAAUCACAGCCAUUGAACUUGCAAAGGGAGAGCCCCCGAAUUCUGACCUGCAUCCUAUGAGGGUGCUUUUUCUGAUCCCCAAAAACAGCCCUCCAACAUUGGAGGGACAUCACAGCAAGCCCUUCAAAGAAUUUGUAGAAGCCUGUCUCAACAAGGACCCUAGAUUUAGGCCAACUGCUAAAGAGUUGCUAAAGCACAAGUUCAUCACACGCUAUACCAAGAAAACCUCAUUCCUCAUGGAGUUGAUUGACCGAUUCAAGCGCUGGAAGUCAGAGGGCCAUGGGGAGGACUCCAGCUCUGGUGAUUCUGACAUUGAUGGAGAUACAGAAGAUGGAGACCAGGGUCCAAUCUGGACGUUCCCACCAACUAUUCGACCCAGUUCCCUUAAACUGCACAAAGGAAUAGCUCUCCAUGGCUCUCAGAAGUCUGCUGAGCCCAUCAAGCGGCAGCCCCGAUCACAGUGUCUCUCCACGCUUGUCCACCCAGUCUUCGGGGAGCUAAAAGACAAGCACAAGCAGACUGGAGGGAAUGUGGGAGCUAUGGAGGAGCUGGAGAAUGCCUUUAGCUUGGCUGAGGAGUCCUGCCCAGGCAUUUCUGACAAACUGAUAGCACACAUGGUGGACCGGGUACAAAGGUUUUCACACAGCCGGAACCACCUGACUUCAGCCCGCUGACCAGUACAGUCGUUGCUGCUCUUUAGGGGGGAGGGAGGAUUUUCCCAACUUCAUAAGAACUACAUCUCUAAUCCAGACCACCAUCAUCUGCUGUUGGAUGUAACAGUGUGACUCCAGGACAUUUCAGAGCCUUCAUCUAUACAUGUUUCCAUGACAACCAAGGGUGGGGUUCACAAUGCAAGUACAAUUUAGACCUUUUGCAGAGCCCAAGGAGGGGCGGUCUAAUUGUUUUUACACUGUUCUCAAUGGAGUUUUUAAUUGUUCUCCCUGUGGACGUAUCCAUUUUUUUGAUUCUGAGCUUGUUAAAAGGUAAAAUCCCAGCUGGUGGAGCAAGAAGGAAGUUCUCCUGUACUCAGAUGUUUCAAAAGGGAAGUAUGAUGGGUUCAGCCUUCUCCUCUUCCCCAAGGAAGUGUAGGUGAGUGGUAAUGCACAAGGAGUACAGAUGGCUCCAGGCUUUCCAUACACUACAGCAUUGUAGUGGAGUCAGAGUGGCAUUCUGGCCCCACAAGGAUUUUUUCAACUCCUUCAUACACUAGUAGAACAAAGGCUUUAAAUAGUAGUAGUGAAAAUAAGUUUGCUGCUGUCCUCCCUACUUUUCAUUCAAGAGUAGCUGCGUUGUUUUGUCACUUUCACAGGAUGGGUUUGCUGACUGUUCUGCCAGCAGGUUUGGGGAUAUCACUAUUUGAACAGGCCUUAGCUUUACUACACUAGAGCAAAGUUUGUCUCACUUCCAUAGAGCAGCAGCGCCAAGGCAGCUGCAUUUGGUCUAAAACUCUCUCAAGUGGGGUUAGGAGUUGCUUAUGCUUCCUGCUGCUUCUGACCAGCAGACAUACCAGAUGCGUUGGCUUGUGGCAGACUGAACACCAUGACUCUCCUAGGGUGAGACAGACUAAACACUAAGAUUAAAGUGCAUUAGAAAAGGGACCUUUGUCACUCAAAGAUGUUUAAAAGGUGAGUCUGAAAUUCUUUAAAAUGAUUCUCAAUUGAAGAAAAUUCAGCUUUUCCUUUACCUAUUAAAUGGCUGAUAUCAUUGCUCCUUGGUGGCUAUAUCCCAAAUGCUGUGCUUGGGAUACCAAAGUCAAUUUCUCCCCUACUUUACUUUCAUGAACCAUUUCUUAAAACUGUCCCCUAAACAACUUGAAGCCAACACAGUCUCAGCCAGAAGUACAGUCCACAUAAUGAGCUGCAUCUCUCAUUAUCAACGUAUUAGCUGCCCUUCAGUAAAGCAGACACUUUCAAGGUAUUCCUGCGGAGCAACUUCACCUAGUUUUGCUUUCUUGACAAUGCUAGUUUAGUCAGGAAUUUCAGUUCUCCAUUUUAUGUCAUAAUUUGUAUACAAGAUACUCUAAGGAUCUGGAAGAAAACCAGGAUUGUAAAGAGACAGGGUUGAAAUUUUGAAAGCUGGGUGCCUAAAGCCAAGCAGCUAAAUCUCAUAUUCACAUAAGUGAUGUGACUUCAGGUAGCUCCUACAGUGCCUCUAAAAGUUAGACCACUUAAUUAACAGUUAAAUGUGGAUUGUGUUUCCUACCUUCAGCUGUGCAGGUUUCAGAAUGUUGGGCCUGGAGUCUCUCUACAACGAGAGCACAUGAGCCCCAUCACUUAGUCUUAUGCUAAAGUGAACUGUAAACAGUCUUUACUGCUCCUCUAUGACGUAUAAAUACAGGCUCAAUGUGUUAACACUGCUUGUCUUGUAGAAAAUAGCUGCUAUUGUCAUCUCUUGCUAGAGCUCAGUUGUGGAGCAGAGUUUAUUUUAUGUACAGAGGUAGCCAUGGAGCCUGUAUUUAUGCACAAUGACAAGUAAAGGGAACACUCAGCUAGGCAAAAGGGAAAGUCUCCUGCUGCUUUUAACUUUAUUCUGUUCAUGAUGGUAGCAUAUUGUGUUAAUAAGGUACCUUGUAUUAUCCUUCACAUGCACUUCAGUGUCAUGAGUAAAGAUGAUUUUUAAGGAAACAAUCCCCAUAAAUUUCCUCCAAUAUUCUAA
This is a messenger RNA of Malaclemys terrapin pileata, 3714 nucleotides long. It is a transcript of the gene STK25, whose product is annotated as serine/threonine kinase 25. NCBI's taxonomy places the organism in Eukaryota, Metazoa, Chordata, Testudines, Emydidae. Gene Ontology annotation, molecular function: ATP binding; protein kinase activity. Gene Ontology annotation, biological process: protein phosphorylation. The transcript has 11 exons. Bases 456 to 1733 code for a protein of 425 amino acids. The record is from RefSeq and is a predicted model, not a curated record.